AUGGGGAAGAAGAAGAAAGUCGGGAAGGAGAGAAUUGACAAGUACUACAAGCUAGCCAAGUCGGCGGGGUACAGAGCCAGGUCUGCAUUCAAGCUAAUUCAAAUAGCCCAGAAGUACAACAUUUUUAAAGAUGCAAAUAUACUAAUAGAUUUGUGUGCAGCACCUGGAGGAUGGUUGCAGGUGGCAUAUAAAAAUAUGAAAAGAAGCAGCACCAUUAUAGGAGUAGAUUUAGUUCCCAUCAGAAAAAUAGAUAAUAAUGUCAUCACCUUAAAAUGUGAUAUUACUACAAGUGCCUGUAUUAAGCAGAUAAAAAAUAUAAUAAAAAAUGAAAAGGCUGACGUGAUCCUAAAUGAUGGGGCCCCCAAUGUAGGAACAACAUACUCAUAUGACAGCUUUAACCAAAAUGUGCUUGUCCUUAAUAGUAUCAAAAUAGCCAACCUUUUUCUAAAAAAAAGAGGUAUCUUUAUUACCAAAGUUUUCCGAAAUGAAGAAUAUGUAUCCCUAAUAUGGGUUAUGGAAAAACUGUUUGGCCAAGUCAAACAUAUAAAACCAAGAAGUAGCAGAGAAAUAUCCUCCGAAAUUUAUCUAGUCGGUUUGAAUUUCCUAUGUGCUAAGGUGGAUAAGAAGCUGUUUGAUUAUAACUACGUCUUUAGUGAACAGUUUAAGCAGGAGUCCAAUAAGGUAGCCACAAACGACGCCAGCGACAACGACAUUUUUACCGAUUCUAGUGAUGAUGAGAAAGAAAACCAAAAAAAAAACAAAAAAAAGAAAGGACUGUCAACCAUUUUAAAAGAAAAGAAGAAGAAAAAUAGACAGGGAUAUGACCUCGGGGAUGAUUAUCGUGUCACAGAUAUAUGCAACUUUAUCCAUAGUGAUAAUUACGUCGAUUUACUCAUCAAAACGAACAAAUUCACCUUCGAUAAGGACUACCUCACUUCGGAAGACCCCUUAGUUAGGAAUACAUAUACUGCCAUUUAUAAAAACCCUAGCACCACGCAGGAGAUUCUGCAGCUCUGCAAGGAUCUUAAGGUUCUGGGCAAGUCAGACUUGUUUCACCUGAUCAAAUGGAGGUACAAAGUUAGGAAGGGCAUCGUAAGGGUGGGUGAAGAGGCCCAAUCGAGCCAAGACGUAGAUGCAGAAGAGGAAGCCAGUCAAGUGGUAGACCCCGUGCAGGAAGACACGCCCAUUAAGGAAACACGAACUGACACCACGAAAGCAUCCCUGCAGGAUGACGAACUGAGUGGUUCCUCCGACGCUGACUCGGAAAAAGACGAAAUAAACGAAUUUUCCACUCAAAUGGAAAAAAAAAAUAAAAAGGAACAAAAGAAAAAGGAAAAAAAAUUGAAAAAAGAACUAGAGAAAAGAAAAAUGAACAAAUCGAUCAAGCCAGAUUAUGACGAAAAUGAAAUACAUUUCAACAAAAAUAUGUUAAAGUUGCUGGAUAAGCAGUCAUUCGAGGAUCACCUGAACAUACUGAGUGAAAGCAAAAAUAACGACAGGCUGGAAAUUAACCAGGAAAAUGAUUCGUCCAGCGAGAAGGAGGAAGACGAGCAGCUAAACGAUACAAAUGAGUCCAAAAUGGACCGCAUAGAAUACCUUGUCAAUUUGGAUUAUGAACAGCAAAAAUUGAAGGAAAAAAAAAUGAACGAAGAGAAAAGCAACGAGAAAUUGACCAGGCGGAAAAGGGCAAUGGAUUAUAAAAAUGAGGAGUUGAUGAAAAUCCAGAAAAUCAUGGAGUUGAAAAAUGAAGAGUUAAUGAUGAAGAGGAAAUUGCACGAGUAUCUCAGUGAUGAGGAGGAGACAGACGAAGAUGAAACGGAUGAUGAAGAAGACGAUGGUGAGGACGCGUCUGAUGAGGGAAGUGACGCUGCGAAGGCACGCCCCCACCCCGGAAAACGCGGCAAAGACGAAAUGAAGAACGAUGAAAAGAAUGCUUACGCAGAGGCUAUCCAGCAAAAUGAGCACAUACACAAAAUGGUAGACAAGAUAAUUCGAUUAAGAAAAGUUGUUAAAAAGGAAGAAGAAAAAUCCAAUGUAAAUCGUUUUUUUGAUCAGAAGAUAUUUUCCACGAUAUUUAAUGAGAUGGAUGGUGAGUUGGAUGAUAGUGGCGCUGUGGAGGAGGGCCCCAAAGGUUCCGGAGCACGUAAAGGUGACGAUGAAGAUGACAAUAGUGAUGAUGACGAUAAUGAUGAGACGGAUGACGAGGAAAAGUUCAACGAAGUGGAAGAUCGCCAGUUGCCCAAGAUCCCACUGCCAAACAAGCUAGCCAGAAAGGAGAGAAACAAAAAAUUAAGAGAAAAAUAUGGAAACAACGAAGUAAAGAUGAAGAACACCACCUUUUCAAUUGUAAAAACGGACGAAAGUGGACAAAGCAAUGUAGGUACAUAUUUUUCCAACCUAAUUAAAGACGAAGAUGAAUUGGCAUUCAUAAAAUGCAUCGGAGAAAAAUUAAUUCAUAAAAAAAGCAGAAUGGAUUUGAUAGACGAUUCGUUCAAUAGGCAUUCUUAUUUGGAUGAUGAAGACAUGCUACCCGAAUGGUUUGUGGAGGAAGAAAAGAAAUUUAGAAGGCCAGUUAUCCCAAUCGACAAAUCCAUCCUAAAUCAAUACAAGAGCAGCAUUAACAAAAUUACGAAAAUGCCAAUUAAGAAGGUGAUCGAAGCAAAAAUGCGAAACAAGAAGAGAGAAAUUGCGAAAAUGAAAAAACUGGAGGCAAAAAUCGGAAAAAUUGAAAAGGAUGAGGAAGACCCCUUCCUUAAGCACAAGGCCAUUACGAACAUAUUAAAGAAGAACAAAUCAGAAAAAAAACGAGAAAAAUCGUACGUUGUUUGUACCGGAAAAGGCUCCAAGGUGCCGAAGAAGAAAAACAAAAAGGGAGGUAGGACAGUGGUUAAGUAUGUCGACAAGAGGCUCAAAAAGGAUAAGAAAGCGAAGAAGCGGGUGGAAAAGAAGAAAAAAAAUAUAUCAAGACGCAAAUACUCCAAAUCGAGGCCUUUCAAAUUUAAGCAGAAAAUUUGA
Molecule: messenger RNA, 3015 nt
Organism: Plasmodium coatneyi
Lineage: Eukaryota; Apicomplexa; Aconoidasida; Haemosporida; Plasmodiidae
Product: Putative rRNA methyltransferase
Exons: 2
Coding region: 1-3015 (1004 amino acids)
Biological process (GO): maturation of 5.8S rRNA from tricistronic rRNA transcript (SSU-rRNA, 5.8S rRNA, LSU-rRNA); rRNA methylation; maturation of LSU-rRNA from tricistronic rRNA transcript (SSU-rRNA, 5.8S rRNA, LSU-rRNA)
Cellular component (GO): preribosome, large subunit precursor; nucleus; nucleolus
Molecular function (GO): rRNA (guanine) methyltransferase activity; rRNA (uridine-2'-O-ribose)-methyltransferase activity
Source: RefSeq, a predicted model, not a curated record